ACCACACAACCAACCACCACCACCACGAACACGACACCACCAACAACAACCACCCCCAACCCAACACACCCAACCACAACAACUUCACACAAUAUCAAUUCAACUCAAUUCAACACACCUCAACCAACACCACACCCAAUCACCACUACCCCAUACCCCACCACAACACCAAACGCUGCAGAACAAACCACAACAACAACGACCACAAAAAAAAAAACACAACCAACCCACCACACAACUCACAUCACCACCCAAACAAACAGCGGCGCUACGUCCUUGGAGGAGCUUCUACGUGUCCGUGAGGAGGCUUUCAGCACGCAGAAUCAGCGGAAGGCGAUGCCUCCCCGAGACUGGAAGUGA
This is a messenger RNA of Penaeus monodon (black tiger shrimp), 360 nucleotides long. RefSeq names its product integumentary mucin C.1-like. The record is from RefSeq and is a predicted model, not a curated record. The annotation marks the transcript as partial. Lineage: Eukaryota; Metazoa; Arthropoda; Malacostraca; Decapoda; Penaeidae. The transcript has 5 exons.